AUGGCGGAUUUUCUCGCCAGCUUCAAUUUCCGAGAAGAGGAAUCCGGGCUCGACGGCCGGCCCUGCACCGGUGUCGAAGAGCUGCAACUGCAGUUUCGCGAUGUUUUCGACGGCAAAGUCACAGACACCCGAGCCGAACGGGUUGCGAUCAGGCUGGACCUCGCAGCCUCGGCCGAGUUGACGCUUGGAGUGUCGGCGGGCGAGAACAAUGUGCUGGAGGGCUUGAGCGCGCUGGACCCGUCGCUGGGAGGCGCUCUGUCGACGGGCAUAUCUACGGACACUGAGGAAGGCAGUGUCGCCCGCGUGGUGCUCGUGGACGAUGCCGUGAUGAACCAGUCGUCCGACGAACCAGUGCUGCAGACGUCCGUCGCAAAUCACAUUGCCGAUGCAAUUAGCCAGGUCGAUGGAAGCGAGUGGACGUUGCGAGACUCGUCGCGAGGCGCAAACGGCUGGGUCUUUACCUUUAUCUGCAAAGGUUCCAUGCAGCACUGGCAGCGACAAAACAAGAGCCAGCUGAAGACUUUGGUUGCAGACUAUUCACACAGGGAACUUGAUCCCCUGCUAGGAAGCCGACCUGCCUUUGACUGUCGAGGUUCCAUUACAAUUUCCUUUUCUCGAAAAUCUAGAACUGUAUCGAUCGAAUAUGACCAUACACCACUCCACCGGACAGUAGCGGAGCUUUCAACUUUAUAUAAACCUUUAAUACCACGACACCCUCUUCCUACAGCAGAAAAGAAAUCUAAAGCGCCCAGACAGCCAGGCGCCCAGAAGAAGAAACGAGCUGCCGACAAAGCAACCAAUGGCGAGGGCAACAAGUCGAGAAAACGGAAGAGGAAAGGAGAUGACGCGGUUGUUUCCGAGGAACAAGGCGUAACGGAGAUUGAUGCUUCUCUACCCACAGAGAUUCAAACCUUCACCGGCCAGGUUGGAGGAGAAGAGGAUAGCAGCUUGGCUGGCCAACAACAACAGCAGCAGCAGCAACAGCCGCCUCAGGCUGACCAGUCGGCUCAAAUCUCCGCAGCAGGACAGGUUGUCAUCAAUGUGACGCCGGAAGAGGCAGAGAGGCGUCGAAAUGUUGCCGUGGCUAUGCUCCAACAGGCAGCCGUUGACCCAGAGUCGCUUUCCCCAGAGCAAUUCAACAUCUUCGCAAAUCAAUCUCCAGAUUUGCAAAAGGAGUCACUCAACAUGCUGGUUAGGUAUGGUGCAGAGCGUCUCCGUAUUGUGCACCCCGGCAGCAAGGAAGGCUCUGCCCAGCCACAAUCUCCAGCCUCGUCAUCUACGCCUGCGGUUCAGAGUAACGUGCAACAAGAUCCAUCUGGUCCAGUUACUACCAGUGGGCUGGUUUUGCACACAGCAACUUCCACAAAUACUAAGAAGGGGCGAAAGAAAAAUCAGACUGCGAGUACCGGCGAUAAUGGAGUGGCCGAAGAAGCAACGACUACUGGAGAGACGAAGAAAACGAGGCGUCGGGGGCCGGCCAAGUCAAGGAAUUCCUGCGUUCCGUGUAAACAGCGUAAGGUUAAGUGUCCAAAAGAAACACCAAUAUGUAAUGAAUGCCGUGAGGCGGGCCUGAUAUGCGAAUUCCCGGCUCCUAAGCGAAGAAAACCAAGAUCGAGUGCUCUGAUCACUGCAGAAGAUGAAGCAGAGCGAAAUAAAGUAGACGAGCCACUCGGCGAAGUACAGGAUGAUGAGCCUCAGUUAGAAGACCACCAACAGCUAGAUGAUGAUGAUGAUGCAGAGGGCUUUCCCGACAUAGAAGAUGAGCAUGUGCACACUCAAUUGCCUAUUGAGGGUGUGUUACCAAACAAUCUUAAUGUUGCCGACUGGGAAGCCAACCACCAUCCGGCAACUUAUUUUCCGUCGACAACUAUGGGGGCCUCCGAGACAGGCACUUCACAACCGUCACACACGGCAGGCGUGCCUAUUUCUGAUCUUGUCAAUCUCAUCAUGCCUUCGGGGCGUCCGUAUUAUUCGAACAUGCCAGCAACGGAUAUGCCAGAACAGACGUUGGCACGCCAAAGGAAAAGUCCAACCCAGUCAUCGGCACAGCGUGGACCUGGCCGCAACAUGACGGCGAGGCCAGCCCAAGACGAAGACCACCACAGCUCAGUGAACCCUACAUCAGUUUCAGAAUGGUCCGGCGACGACAGCCCGGUUACGCAGGCAGCAGCAGUUGUAGCAGCAGUGGUGACCUCUAUGCAAGACCAGAACUCUCAUGAGUCCGUCUAUGGGCUGUCAGAAUCAUCUGGUAAUAGGGGCAGUGCUUGGCGUUCCGCAAACGCCCAGCAGCCGUCUAUGGGAGUGUCCCAGAAACAAGGCGUAUCAGCAGCCGCACUACAGCGUUCAGGGGCCGCAUCACCAAUAAAUGAUGCUCCACGAACCAACUCGCUGAAGGGUAAGCAGCACUCGAAGCGAGGAGCUGUUCACAAUUCACCUACCGCCGAUCAACAACCCAACGCCCACGGGUCAGGACUACAGACACAGGUUGGUAUUGCUGGCUCGUCGGCAUAUAACAGUUACGACCGUUAUUCUAGCACCCGUGCAACAGAAACAGCCCCAACCGAUAGAAUUUCAUACGAACCGUAUUCGUAUCAGAGAGACGCAGUGGGCACUACUCCGUACUCGGGCUAUGGACACGGUCCACUUGCAACGACAUCUGCCGCUUCUAUGCCUUCGCAGCCAGCUAAUACUGAAAUACCGGCUGCAGACCGCCCAGGAGCACAAACAUAUGGCCCCUAUACGAAUUCUGCGCCACGAAAUCCUUCGCAUCAUCACUCGGCAUCGUAUCUGGGCAUAAGGGCAAAUGCACAAGCUCAAGAUUUUAACAGCAACCUAGACUCGUCACAAGAUUCCCGGCAGGUCUUUCAUAUGCGCUCACAAUCUGCGACAUCGCGACUUGGCCAGAGUGGGAUGAAGCAAGACCAAAAUUAUAUGACAUAUCCGUCACAUAUUCAGCAACAGCAGCAAACGUCACACCAGCGUGCCCCCCAGCAGCACGAGCAGCACGCGCAACACGCACAACACGCGCAGCAAUCGAAUCAGCACCAGACAUGGUACAACUUCAACAACCAUCCGAGUACCUCUUAUGCAUCUGCCGCUGGAGGGCAUGGAUCAGGUUACAGCUGGAACCUACCAGGUGAUUCGUAA
Molecule: messenger RNA, 3147 nt
Organism: Trichoderma asperellum CBS 433.97
Lineage: Eukaryota; Fungi; Ascomycota; Sordariomycetes; Hypocreales; Hypocreaceae
Biological process (GO): regulation of transcription by RNA polymerase II
Molecular function (GO): DNA-binding transcription activator activity, RNA polymerase II-specific; zinc ion binding
Source: RefSeq, a predicted model, not a curated record